Molecule: messenger RNA, 916 nt
Organism: Carica papaya (papaya)
Lineage: Eukaryota; Viridiplantae; Streptophyta; Magnoliopsida; Brassicales; Caricaceae
Source: RefSeq, a predicted model, not a curated record
UCUGAGAUAGAUAAGGCUUGAGUGCUUCUCCCUGUUCGUCUUCUCUCCCUUUCCUAGCAAACGGAGAUUCCUUCCUUUGUAAGCACAAUCGAAACCCUAAAUCGCAGCCCUACCUCAAUUAUUUAACACAGUCGAAAACUUACCUCUUCUAAUUUACUUCACCUUCCAUUUUCAGAUUGGGGAAGAAGAAAGAAAGAGUAUUCGACAAUGGCGACUACUGCGUACAUGAGUCUGAAUUUGGUUGGGGCAUUUAGAGGACUUUCUUUAUCCUCCAGCUCAUCCUCCUCUUUUUUUAAAGGAGACACGAGGAUGGCCAUCAAUGUAGGACCGAGGUCGUUCUCCGUAUCAGUGCCACAGAAGUUGCCGUUCCCUCUCACGAUCGAGUCGGCGCACAAGAAGGGAGCGGGAAGCACCAAGAACGGCCGUGACUCGAGGGGAAAACGGCUCGGCGUCAAGAUUUUUGGAGAUCAGGUCGCCAAGCCCGGCGCCAUUAUAGUCCGCCAACGCGGUACCAAGGUACGUCGAGUGUUCGUGCUUAGGUUUUCUAGUCAUUUCUGGUCUUUGGUUCCGUACGAUAAUAAUUACGGGCAUGAUAGGAAGAAGGUGAGUGUCUACCCACGAGAAGUGCAGCCAGAGAAUCCCAACAGCUACAGGGCAAGGAAGAGAGAGUAUUUCCGUCUCCAGCGCGAGCGAAAGAAGGCAAGACAGGAAGGCAACGUUGCUCAACCGCAACUUUUAUUGGCUUCUGCUGCCGAUACCACAGAAAUUAACUCGGUUUGUUGAUCAUGAAUUUGCAGACAGUCUUCUUUUCCUUUAAAAAUGUAACUAUCCCUUAAACUUAUUUGUUUAUCAUUUUUUUUUUUUGCUUUAAAUGGGAAUAUAGGAUUGAAUUCAUUGGAUUUUCCGUUUUAGCUAA